CGCUCGCAGCAUUCUCCGGGGCUUUCGACGACGACGACGACGACGACGUACGGUGAAUGCUAAUGCUGAUGCUGAUGCCAAUUCUAAUGCCAAUGCCAAUGGUUACAAGAUACAAGACUACAGAGCCCGAAUAUCUCACAAUACUAUGCUAGACCGCCCGACUCGAUGCUGCGACGCAAUAACACCCCACAGCCAAAGGCGUCCAAAGAUGCGGAUCUAGGCGAACGCCCGGCUAAGAGAGCGCGAUACGAGCAGAAGCAGACGCCCAGCAGCAAGACCACGCGCCAAGACGCCCCCUCUGCGUCGCCGCACAAGUCCAUACCAGACUCGGAAGACUCGGAAGCCUGCGGAGAAGGACAAGCAGAAGGCAGCGACAGCGAAGUCCCAAAACCCGCAACACGCCAGACUGAUCUCGAGAGCGCCCUGCCGCAAGUCAGUACGUCGGAGCGAGAUGCGGUUGAGGAGUAUGAGAUAUUUCGCGCGUCGCAGGAGGGUGGUACGAUCAACAAGCAGGAGGAGGGGCCGGCAAGCAAGUGGGCACAGGGCCGCAGCUCAAUCUACGUCGACGCCUUCAACCUCGCGCUCGACACCGUGCUGGACGAGGAGAGCCAUCUGUUUGACGAGCCGGAGCGGGCGGUCUUUGCGGCGUGGAGGGCGCUGGGGUACGAGGCGCAAUAUCUGCGGCCUUGCUCACCGUGUGUUUCGCGCAGCUACGUCCGCCUGUUCCUCCGCAAGACGGAUGCGUGGCACCGCGUCGGCGGGCUCGGCUAUCAUCGUGAUGUCGCGGACCUGGCGGCUGCGGUGCGGGUCCUCCAGGUGCGCCGCGAUCUGCCUGCCUCGUCGACGGCGCAGGAGGUGUAUCCUGGGGACGUGGGUAAUGGGGAACGGAUCCGGGGGGUAGACGGGACGACGUUUACGUUUGCGGAUAGCUCCGAGGAGCAUAUUACGAGCUUGGAAGAGGCUUCGUCGCUCUUGCGGCUCGACGAGCUGAAGCUGCUGGCCAAGGAGGCGAAGGUGUCGGGGAGCAAUAAGAAGGACCUCCUCAGGAAGCUGCGCAAGACGAGUGGGCGGCAGACGAGUCUCGGCUGGGCGGGCUUGAAGAGGUCGAAUACGGAGGACUCGACAAGGUCGGCGGCUUCGGAGGAGCUGGGUAGUGUCGAGAGUCCCGGUGAGGAUGCUAUCGGCCGUAUGAAUGAAGCAUCGCGGGAUACGUAUUUCACGGCGAAGAUCAUGCAGGAGACUGGGCCAUGUAUUCGUCUAUCGCCCGUCCCGCUCAAGCUGUUCGAGCGGGUUCACCUGGUCUUCUAUCGCUCCUCCGAGUGGACGGAGAAGUCGCUGACGACUAUCAUUCUGGCAAAGAUUGCGCGACGCAACUUUCCGCCCUACAUUGUUUCACGGUCCGCGAGCGUGUUCCCGUCUCGAUCACUGCUCUUGGAAUUUGAAGCGUCCAUCAGAACACAAUUCCGCAUUGACAGCAUCCUGGAGUCUAAUGGGCCUCCAACGCAGGACGAUCUGCAGAGCAUACUGGACACGUUUGAGGCCGUCUACCCCCGUUGGCACAGGUUGAUACUAGAAGAGCAGCAGAAGGAGGACACGAUAUAUUUGAGCGGGGAGGGUGCCUAUCUCAGGCGUCUCUCGCCCGCCUGGGUCUACACACGCGUCGUCCACAAGGCAGCAUACGUCAUGGGCCUCGGGAAGUUCAAGCAGCACAAGCGCGAGCACGAACUGCUCACAGAACUCCUGACCCAGAGACUAUUCCACCCGUCGCGACGCGGUGCAUGGUAUCAGCGCAAGGCACUGCUUGAGGAGCAUUACAUGGGCGCGCUCACGCCAAACGACGGCCGCUCAGACGAGCUGCAGAAGAAGCACUGGAAGCGCAUCGCCCUGGCUACCUGCGAGGAUGCGCUGCAGGACCCCCUCGUCCACCUGAUCUACCACUACGACCUGCAGAAACGGAUCACGAAGCUGGAAAAGGCACUCAAGGUCCCGAAACGGUCACAGCACGACUUUGCUCACGUGCGGUUAGCUGCGCCGGUGGAAGUAAACAUCGAAGGCGUGCGCGUGGAGCGCGAGCAGCCCUUGCACAGCCGCAGAAACAGUCCUGCCAGUCUCGGUGUUAGUGGUAGUGGCAGUAGCAGCAGCAGCAGCAGACGCAGCACCCGGACCAUCUGGCUCGACCCGCUCAACGACAACGCGGAAUGCACGGUCGAGGAGAUGUGCCUGUCGCACUACCGCGCCGCCGGCUGGAAGGGCUACCACUCCGAAGGCGGCAUCGUCCGAACCCUCUUCGCCUACCUCUUCUUCGACGUCAUCUUCAGCUACGUGCCCAACGUCUUCCAGACCCCCUUCCAGACCUGCCCCCUGGACCUCCACACCGACGCCUUCUACCCAAGCCGCCUCUCCGAGAUCAACGCCCGGCUCGCGCAGCUCGGCAACGGCGAAGCAGAGCCGCUCCUCCGGCGCGUGUGGGCCGCGCACGCGCACAAGAAGACGUGCGUCGUCGGCCUGGACUGGACGUACGAGCUCGCCGAUCUGGUCGAGGUGGUGGCCUGCUUUGAGCCGGGCGCGCUGGCGACGCUGUGCAAGGUCCUGGCGCAGGAGUAUGCGGCGCGUGGCGGGGGCGUGCCCGACUUGUUUCUCUGGCAGGUGGGCCGGCGGGAGGUUUUGUUUGCGGAGGUGAAGAGUGUGAAUGAUCGGUUGAGUGAUGCGCAGCGGUUGUGGAUUCAUGUGUUGACGGGUGCGGGCGUGCGGGUGGAGUUGUGUAAUGCUGUUGCGCGGGAGGUGAGGGUGGGGGGCUGCUAGACUGACUGUAUGAGUUAACGAGGCUAUUUGUUGUUGUGAGUAUGAUAUGAUUUGACUUGUUGGUGACUGCU
Pseudovirgaria hyperparasitica is the source of this 2873-nucleotide messenger RNA. RefSeq lists its product as uncharacterized. The transcript has 2 exons. Gene Ontology annotation, molecular function: 5'-3' exonuclease activity; flap-structured DNA binding; 5'-flap endonuclease activity. Bases 166 to 2802 code for a protein of 878 amino acids. The record is from RefSeq and is a predicted model, not a curated record. Lineage: Eukaryota; Fungi; Ascomycota; Dothideomycetes; Acrospermales; Acrospermaceae. Gene Ontology annotation, cellular component: nucleus. Gene Ontology annotation, biological process: interstrand cross-link repair.